Lachancea thermotolerans CBS 6340 is the source of this 2394-nucleotide messenger RNA. RefSeq names its product AP-1 complex subunit gamma (gene APL4). Lineage: Eukaryota; Fungi; Ascomycota; Saccharomycetes; Saccharomycetales; Saccharomycetaceae. Gene Ontology annotation, biological process: Golgi to vacuole transport; receptor-mediated endocytosis; intracellular protein transport. The record is from RefSeq and is a predicted model, not a curated record. Gene Ontology annotation, molecular function: clathrin-cargo adaptor activity. The coding region runs from base 1 to 2394 and encodes 797 amino acids. Gene Ontology annotation, cellular component: AP-1 adaptor complex; membrane coat; Golgi apparatus. The transcript has a single exon.
AUGGGUUCGCUAAGGAGCUUUAUAAAGGAUGUGAGGGCGGCUAAGACGCUAGCGGAAGAGCGUUCCAUUGUGACAAAGGAAUCGGCCAGAAUUAGAACGAAACUCAAGGACGAUCACCUUCCACAAGAAAAGCGGCGGAAGAACAUCCAUAAGCUACUUUAUCUGCAUAUUCUAGGCGAAAAAACGCACUUUGCACAAGUAGAGUGUAUCAAUCUAAUCGCUUCUGAAGAUUUCCGCGACAAGAGGCUAGGAUACUUGGCAGCGAUGAUUUUACUCGACGAGAAUCAAGAAAUUUUAACGUUAUUAACUAAUAUGCUGAACAAUGACCUGAACCAUCCCAAUCGCUAUGUGGUGUCACUAGCACUGUCAACUCUUGGCUCUCUUAUGUCCCCCGAGCUUGCGCGCGAUCUAUACUCCGACGUGGAAAAUAUUCUUGCGCACUCUAAGGACGACUUUUUGGUGAAGAAGGCUCUUCAGUGCGCGGCGAAGCUGAUCCAAAAAGACACUUCGCUUGUAGAAGUGUUUUUCCCAUAUAUCAACUCCCGCCUUGUAUCCAAUCAGCAAUCUUCUCAUGGCGUACUCUUGGGUGUGGCAAAGCUUUGCCAAGCGGCAAUUACGGCCAAAGAGAAGUAUGAGUACGACAACUAUCCUGAGAUUUUGCAGUCAAUGGUUCAGAGCAUACCCGAGUUUUUCGCAUUACUACAAGAUAUGAAUUUUACCAGCUUCAAUCCUGAGUACGAUGUUGGGGGUACGUGCGACCCCUUUCUUCAAGUCGAGCUUUUGUACACUAUUCGCUUAUUGUUCGAGCUGGCUCCUCAAGAAACUGAAAGUUAUAAGGACAAGUUAAAUGACUUACUUACAAAAAUUGCCACAAAUUCAGACGGAGCCAAGAACAGCGCCCACGCUGUUUUAUAUGAGUGCGUUCGUACAAUAUUCGCUCUUCAGUUAGACCAGUCACUCAAAGUAUUAGGCGUUAACGUGCUGGCUAAAUUUCUCUCCGGUAAAGACAAUAACACAAAAUAUGUUGCACUGAACACGUUAUUACAUGUUGUACCACAGGAGCCUCAAGCUGUCCAAAAACAUCGGAAAUUUAUAUCUAAAUGUCUUUUCGAUCCCGACAUUUCAAUCAAAACGAGAGCAGUCGAGCUGACGUUCGCUAUUCUCAACGAUUCAAACAUAAAAGAGCUCAUUGAAGAAUUGACAGCAUUCCUCAAACUGACCUCCGAAGAUGAUAAAGACCUGGCAACUUACGUGGUAGAACACAUGAUUGGCCUCUUUGAACAAUACAAACUUGGAGAUGAGAAAUGGGCGUUGGAGGCCACUGUUAACAUUCUCAUGAUUGUGGGUGAGCAUAUCUCAUUAGAGAGACUAAGUGAUAUUUUGAUCAUGAUAAACAAUGCCCGCGACCUUGAUCAUAAAAUCCAGGUUAUUCGCCGUAUACUUGAUGUUUCAUUCGCCAAAUCUGGCGAGAGCGUCAGUAGUGCUAACUUGGGCUGGAAGCUAGUGAGCGCGUGGUGCAUUGGUGAAUAUGGUGAUACUCUUCUUGAAAGCAACAUCUAUCUCGAUACUGAGCUUACAGGAUAUCUGCGCACCUUAGAUGGCCUUUAUUCUGACGAUUGCAAAAUUAUAGGAUACGUCUUGACUGCUGCUCUCAAGCUAUCGUCCAGGCUUCAAAACCCAAGCUGCAUCGAAGAAUUGCGUCAGGUAAUCAAGGGUCACAACAAAGAUACAAAUCUAAUGAUUCAAACUAAGAGCGUCCAGUACGGUAUUCUAUUCAACCUUCCAGCAAAAGAGAAACAUGAUAUUUUAGGGGCCAUGCCAUUGUUUGAGAAAAAACCCAAGAGCGGUGCCGCGCCAGCGGCACGUCCGAAAUUCGGAACAAAGCCUCAAGAGCCCGAUCUUUUGCUAGAACUGUUAGAUGAUGACUAUCCCAAAAAGAGCACCACUUCAAAUGCGGCAGGAUCUCUACUAGAUAUUUUCGGGUCGGCACCCCAAAGCUCUGCUAAACCUGAGAACGGCAAAGGGAACGAUACUGCAGGCCUCACCCAAAAUUUGAUGACAAUACCUAAAGAUGCCCCAGAGGCGUUCCGGUCCACUGACCUGGACGUCCACAUGAAACUCAAGUCGCUGAACGACUACGAGGCGCAUGUUGAGAUGUUCAUACAUGCGAAUGCGUCAAUCAACUCUUUGCAAGUGCUUGCUGCUGUAUCCAAAUCCAAGAAAUUAACUCUAGGAAGCUUGUCCGCCAGUACACUUGCGCCCCGAGAGAAUUGCCGUCAAGAAAUGAUAAUCACAGGCGGUGGGAAGCCUAAGCUGAGAAUAAAACUGACUUUCAAUACCGGAAGCCCAAGCAUUACGAAGACAGAACAAUUCGAUUACAAAUUUGAUCAAUAA